Chlamydomonas reinhardtii is the source of this 2955-nucleotide messenger RNA. RefSeq lists its product as uncharacterized. The coding region runs from base 115 to 1872 and encodes 585 amino acids. Gene Ontology annotation, biological process: protein dephosphorylation. Lineage: Eukaryota; Viridiplantae; Chlorophyta; Chlorophyceae; Chlamydomonadales; Chlamydomonadaceae. The record is from RefSeq and is a predicted model, not a curated record. Gene Ontology annotation, cellular component: cytoplasm; protein phosphatase type 2A complex. Gene Ontology annotation, molecular function: protein phosphatase regulator activity; protein binding. The transcript has 9 exons.
GCUGUAACUACUGCGACCUUCUUAGAAUAGACACUUAUUUACACCUGGACAUGCGUUAGCAUUUUUCACGCACUUAGCGCGGACUGAGACGCUGUUGAACGCUGCGCGGGAGCCAUGGCGGCAGAUGACAGCCUGCUGCCUAUUGCCAUCCUCAUAGACGAGCUCAAGAGCGAUGAGCCGCUUCGGCGACUCAAUUCCAUCAGCCGUCUGGGGCUUAUAGCGCAGGCUCUGGGCGAGGAGCGGACACGGGCAGAGCUCAUUCCGUUCCUUAGCGACAAUGUGGACGAUGAGGACGAGGUCCUGCUAGCCCAGGCGGAGCAGCUGGGGAACUUCGUGCCCUACGUGGGCGGGCCGCAGUAUGCCUACCUCUUGCUGCCCCUGCUGGAGACGCUGUCGACGGUGGAGGAGACGGUGGUCCGGGACAAGGCGGUGGAGUCUCUCAGCAAAGUAGGCUCGAACAUGCCCGACAGCCACACAUGCGAGCACUUCGUUCCCAUCAUCAAGCGGCUGGGCUCCGGGGACUGGUUCACGUCUCGCGUCUCGGCAUGCGGCCUGUUCGCAACAGCGUAUCCGCGAUGCACGCCCAUGCUCAAGGCAGAGCUGCGGCAGCUGUACUCGCAGCUCUGCCGAGAUGAGACGCCCAUGGUGCGCCGCGCGGCCGCCCAAAAGCUGGGCGCGUUCGCCAAGGUGGUGGAGCGGGAGUACGUGAGCCGGGAGCUCAUGCCGCUCUUCACGGAUCUGACGCAGGACGACCAAGACUCCGUCCGCCUACUGGCGGUUGAGAGCUGUGGGGCAUUCGCUCAGGCUCUCGGCCAGGCGGAGGCGACGACUAUGCUCCUGCCCAUUAUUCACAAGUUUGCGCAGGACAAGUCUUGGCGCGUUCGCUACAAUGUCGCGCAGCAGCUGGUGCAGCUUUGCGAGGUGCUGGGCCCGGAUGUGACCCGGAUCGAGCUCACGCCCAACUUCGUGCGGCUGCUGCGGGACAGCGAGGCGGAGGUGCGCGUGGCCGCCGCGGGCAAGGUGGCCGCGUUCUCCAAGCUGCUCACGCCGCAGCAGAUCGUGACCAGCGUCAUCCCCUGCGUGCGCGAGCUCAGCAUGGACAGCAGCCAGUACGUGCGCGCGGCGCUGGCGGGCGUGGUCAUGGAGAUGGCGCCCACGCUUGGGAAGGCGCUCACCAUUGAGCACCUGGUGCCCAUCUUCCUGACUCUGCUGAAGGACGUGUACCCCGACGUGCGGUUGAAUGUCAUCAGCAAGCUGGACCAGGUGAACCAGGUGAUUGGCAUCGACCUGCUGGCUCAGAGCCUGCUGCCCGCCAUUGAGGAGCUGGCGGAGGACAAGCACUGGCGCGUGCGGCUGGCCAUUGUGGAGCACAUCCCGCUGCUGGCCAGCCAGCUGGGCGCGGAGUUCUUCCAGGAGAAGCUGGGGCCGCAGUGCAUGAAGAGCCUGGAGGACCAGGUGGCGUCCAUCCGCGAGGCGGGCGCGCGCACGCUGCAGAAGGUGGCGGGCGAGUUCGGUGCCGAGUGGGCUCGCGACCACCUUGUGCCGCACGUGCUGGGCCUGAUCAAGAACCCACACUACCUGUACCGCAUGACGGUGCUGGUGGCGCUGUCCAUGCUGGCCACCAUCGUGAGCCAGGACGUGUUGUGCAACCUGAUGCUGCCAGUCAUCACCACCGCCGCCAAGGACAAGGUGCCCAACGUCAAGUUCAACGUGGCCAAGAUCAUGGAGAAGCUGGCGACCCUGGUCCCGCGGCCGGUGCUGGAGAGCUCGAUCCGCCCCGUGCUGCUGGAGCUGUGCGAGGACGGCGACAUGGACGUGCGCUUCUACGCGCGCCAGGCGCUGUACGCCUGCGACCACGGCGCCACCGCCUAGGUGGCCUGGCGGAGGGCGGCUGGGAAGGAGGGGAGGAGAGGCAUGCGGAGGCGGCAGAGGGCAGGGGUAAGAGGGCCGCCGCGGCGGCGUGAUUGAGAGGAGAGGAGCCGUGGGCGAGUGGAGAGGGCCCUCGGGGGAGCGGUGGAGCGGCGUCCCGUCGGGCGCGGCCGGCGGGGCUGCACGGCUCGGCCUGUCGCGCAGCUUGCGGCAUGAUUUGCCGGAGCCGAUGCAACGCGCCACCGGCAUCAGUACGGCAACGCGCCACCGGCAUCAAUACGGCAACUGUGGCGGCGGCGACCAACAUGUGGAGCAGCAGCGAGUUGCGGAGCCAGCUGUGGGUUUGUCACGAGGAGGGGCAGUGGCACGGCGCCGUGCUUGCAGUGCGGCGGUCCCGCGUGGUGGACUGACGCUGCGCGCAAGUCGGACCCGCUGGUUGCGUGUUGCGGCGGGGCACAGGCAGACGCAGGCGGGCGAUGGGAUUUGGUGUGCGCUGCCCGCGGCACCACCCAUGCCACGUGCCUUCGCGUUCGCCGCCGCCCAGUGCCGAUGGGCAACGCUGAAGCAGGCCUGAGAGGCUGUUCUGUAUAGGAUGUCAGCGCCAUGAUUGGCGUGGAACUCGUCAUUCGUAAAGCACCCGCGCGCGCCAAUCACAAUGUGCUGUUGGUAGCUGAAGUCAAAAGGCGGGCCUGUCAGGGAGGAGGUUGUGUGAUGGGGCCGCGUGUCCGGGGAUAGGCGCAAUGCGGCAUGGAUUUGGUGUCGCGCGAAUGUAGCUCACAGUGCAUGAGAAUGUGGGUUUAUGUGUGUUACAGAAGUCGUUAUUGAAUCGGUGUAGGGGCGGUGGCAGCGCCCGACCUAGAGCAGCCUGCAAUGCGUGCCGUUGCACAUACACACACACGAAUGCGGGGUCGCCUGGGUGGCCAAGCGGCUUGCGCGCGGCACAUAAAUUCAUUGCCACGCGUGCAUGUGUGAGGGGUUGCGUCGAGCACUGCCACAAGGCAAAACGCCAAAGAUACGUGCAUUCUUGAGGUGAGUCGGACUGGAGCCAGACUGACCAAUGCUCAUGGCCUGUAAGGAUAGAAAUGC